Anolis sagrei ordinatus is the source of this 1581-nucleotide messenger RNA. It is a transcript of the gene DGUOK, whose product is annotated as deoxyguanosine kinase. NCBI's taxonomy places the organism in Eukaryota, Metazoa, Chordata, Lepidosauria, Squamata, Anolidae. Gene Ontology annotation, cellular component: cytoplasm. Gene Ontology annotation, biological process: nucleobase-containing compound metabolic process. Gene Ontology annotation, molecular function: deoxynucleoside kinase activity; ATP binding. The record is from RefSeq and is a predicted model, not a curated record.
AGCUUUGCGCGCGCAGGCGCAGUCAGCCUCUCCCGCGAGCGUCCAAGAUGGCGGCGCGGUCUCGUUGCGUGGAAACCGGCAAGAGGCUCUCUGUGGAAGGAAAUAUUGCGGUGGGCAAAUCCACGUUUGUGAGGCUGCUCCGGAAAGCCUUCCCAGAUUGGCGCAUGACUCUGGAGCCCGUUUCCAAAUGGCAGAAGGUUCAAGGCCCGGGGCCCCAUCCGCAGAGCCCCCAUCCUCAAGGCCUUGGGAACUUGCUCCAGAUGGUCUACCAGGACCCUGCGCGGUGGGCCUACACCUUCCAGACCUACUCCUGCCUCAGCCGCCUCAAGGCCCAGCUGGAGCCCCUGCCCACAAAACCUCCGAACGCACAGGAGGCAGUCCAGGUCUUUGAGAGAUCUGUUUAUAGUGACAGGUACGUUUUUGCCAAAAACCUCUUUGAGACAGGCCACUUGGCUGAGACAGAGUGGAUCAUCUACCAGGACUGGCACUCCUUCCUCCUGCAAGCCUUUGAGGGCCAGCUUGGCCUCCAUGGCUUCCUCUACCUCCGAGCACCUCCAGAGAUCUGCAUGGAGAGGCUGCGCCGGAGGGCCAGGGCGGAAGAGAGUGAGGUCCAGCUGCAGUACCUGGAGCAGCUCCACACGCAGCAUGAAAACUGGCUCCUGGAGAAAACCACCCAGGUCCAUUCUGAGAGCGUAAGGGAUGCUCCAGUCUUGCUGCUUGAUGUCACAAAAGAUUUUGAGAGUGAUCCAAAGGAGCAAGGAAGGCUCAUGAGCCAGGUGAAAGCGUUCCUGCAGUUGCUCUCCCCAGAGGCCCCCCAGGCCUUGCCUUCCGCUGCCUCCACUGCGGCUUCCUAGCCGAGAGAGAGAAAUGCACCUCAGGGGCCAAAUGACUUACCGAACGGUUUUACUAUCUUAACUUGGAAACCAAACCAGCUUAGUUCAACCCAAAAGGACGAGUUUGGGUCGACUGGAGGGGCCUCCAAGUCCUUGGCGUGAGAAAGGAGAAGGUGGAGGAACAGUGGCAAGAAGAACGCUUUUGCGUGGCUUGGGAAAAGUGGUCCCUGCGUAGGUCUCCCUUGGCCUGGCUGAAGCAGUGUUUACAGAGGCCCAUUUCUAGGGGAAAGAUGGGUGAACCCUUCAAUGAAUUGGAUGCUUGUGGCAGAUCUCUCAUCUACGUGGCUGAUCGUUGGUUCUUCCCUCUUCUGUUCCAUUUUCUUAGGGCAGGGAUAGGCCAACUCCAGCUCUCCCCCUAGGCUGUUAAGAAUUGUGGAAGUCCAAAACACCUGGAGGAAGAGCUAAAGUUGGCCCAUGCCUGUCUUAGGGGAAAGAGACCGAAAUCAUACCUUGUUGCCCAAUGUGAUGAGGAAAAGUGGUGCAGGGUUAUGGUUAUUUUAAAAACGAAUUUCUUCUUCUUCAUAAUAAUAAUAAUAAUAAUAAUCUUUAUUUAUAUCCCACCACCAUCUCCCCAGUGGGGACCUGGAGCGGCUUACAUGAGGCCGAGCCCGAACAACAAAUUACAAUAAAAUAAAACCAAAACACAACCGAAAACGCAAACAGUAAACAACAUCAUAAUAAAAUAAAA